GCUCAGGCCUAUAAUUGGCUACAGCAUUCGUCUUAUAAAGCCUAACAUAGGUCUAGUCCUAUUGUAAAUGACAGUCGAUCUAUGACUGCUAUAAAAUGCCUGCUAGACGAGUGCAACAGGAAGCCAACUGAGUAUGAGACCCCACCUUAUUAUGUGCUGUGUGAAAGUGAAACUAAAAAAUAGGCUCCGACAUUUUGUACAGGAUAGAGACAUUUUACUUUGACUGCAGCUCAUGUCCUCGAUUGAUGUCUGUAAAUACAGAAUCAUCCAGGAUCCUAUUUGCAUGUACCAAUUAACAUGAAUGUCUUAUGGCACCAGGUUAUAGGAAUAUAGUCUAGUUUACUCUUUGUCCGGUGCCAUAUUUGACGUUAGAGCCGUCUUUGGAUCAACAGCGUGACAAGUAUUCAGAACAUGUUGCAGUAAAUAAUUAUUUACUGAAAUUACCGAACAAGUUGACAAUCUUAUGACCGGACAGUUUCAUUGUUUGGCAACUUGGUUAUGACGAAGAAAACGGAGUAACAGUCGUGACCACUUGUCCUGGAUUGAACAUCUGUCGACCGCAGCUAAAGUGGUUAGUUGUUUCUUGAAGACAGACGACGCACUCACACUUAUUAAACUCUAUCGGACUUUACUUUCUAUACCCUGACUGGUGGUUAGUAGCCUACGACAAUCGAUAAUGGACAGACCUGGAUUCACUAUGGCACCUCAUCCUCGUGAUGUCAGGAUUGUGCUGCUCGGCAAAACUGGAGUGGGGAAGAGUGCAACAGGAAACACCAUUCUGGGUCAGGAAGUGUUUCACUCAGCUUUGGGCUUUUCCUCAGUUACCAUGACAUGUCAAGAGAGAACUGUUCUGAUUGGAGGGAAUAGAGUCAGUGUGGUUGACACUCCAGACUUCUUCUAUGCAACACACACACAGGAGGAUCUGAGUUCAGAGAUAGAGAGAUGUAUUUAUCUGUCUAACCCUGGACCCCAUGCAUUUAUCUUUGUUCUAACUCUUGAUACUUUCACUGAGCAGGAGACAGAUGUAGUCGCUGUAUUUGAGAAAUGUUUUGGUGAAGUAGCUUCAAAAUACACAAUCAUUGUCUUUACUCAUGGAGACGAUCUGAACAACAGAACAAUAGAGGAACUAGUAGAGAAAAAUGUUAAGUUGUCUAAGCUCAUUGAACAGCGUGGUUGGAGAUAUCAUGUCCUUAACAACAAAGACAGAGCCAAUAGAAACCAGGUGACUGGGCUGCUGGAAAAGAUUCUCAUCAUGAUGAAUGUGAAUGAAAGUAGCUGUUACACACCUGACAUGCUGCAGGAGGCAGAAAGAAAGAAUAGAGAAGAGAUUGAGUUGAUGGAAGAGGAGAGUCGCAGGGAGGAAGAGAGGAAAAGAGAAGAACACCGCAGGGAGGAAGAGAGGAAAAGAGAAGAACACCAGAGAUGUUUAGAGGAGGUGAGAAGAGAGACAGAGGAUAUAGUACUGAGAGAGAUAGAGGAUAGAGUACGGAGAGAGAUGGAGGACGAGGAAGUUAAAAGACAGAGUGAAAGGGAAACAUGGCAAGAGAAGAGAGACAGAUGAUAGAGUACAGAGAGAGAGAGAAACUCAAGAGAAAAAAGCACAGUUUGUGGCAGCGAUUCCGUUCAUUUUAUAUAUGAAACCAAAGCAUUUCUAUCUGAUCAGUGCUUUAGUUGCAGUGGCCAUGGGAGGCAAUUGUGUGUGGAGCAAAGGCCCUGUGAAUGUAACAGAGUUCAUAAGGGGUUCUCUGAUAGGGGUGUUAGCUUAGGCAAUGGGAGCUGGAUCAUACACACUUAUAGGCAAAGCCUGGGGACAGAUUUUAAGACGGGUUGGAAGGUCUACUAUAGCCACUGAGAUCCAGACUUGGAAAUCAGUUGGAAUAGCAAUGGGUUUCAUAGGAGCAGCAGCAGUUGGUGGAUUGACAGGAAGGUUAGCUGGUCCAGGAGGAGUGGUGUUAGGAGGAUUAUCAGGGUUGUUGGGAGGAGUUGGUGUGAUGGCGUUAAGAAAACAAUUCAAAGACUAGAAAAAAGCUGUUAUUUCCCUGUGAUGCACUUCUAAAUUACAGCUCCACUUCCUGUCUCUCUAAAUGGGAGGAGCUCUGAUUGGGCAGUCGGUUAGAACAUGGAUAGUAGAUUGGUAUGCAUCUUCCUAUGAAUAACCUCUUCAUAAUGACGUCAUUCUCUAUUAAAAUACCCUUUUGGAAAAUGGUGUUAAGAGGGUGUACAAGACAGAGAUACGUGUGUGAGGAGAGUACAUAGAGAUUACCCCUUGAUGAGUACAUAUCAUUCUCUAUUUCAUAUUGGCCAGUAUAACAUUUAGCUUCAUAUGGCAUUUUACAGUCUUGGUUAUAAUGCUCAAUGAACUGCUAAAUGUUUGUGAGCAGUUAUUAGUGCAUAAACUGUGCAUUACAAUGUAUUAUGCAUAGCUCAUAAGGAGUUAAUGAAUGAGCUUAUAAUGCAUUAUGAAAAGGCUAUUCAUAGGAAGUGUUACCAACAAAAAAAUAUGUUUUAUUGUCACAUACACCAGAGAGGUGCAGUGAAAUGCGUUGUUUUACAGGGUCAAAUUAGGG
Messenger RNA from Coregonus clupeaformis (lake whitefish), 2567 nucleotides. Its product is annotated as GTPase IMAP family member 4-like. The record is from RefSeq and is a predicted model, not a curated record. Bases 677 to 1561 code for a protein of 294 amino acids. Gene Ontology annotation, molecular function: GTP binding. The transcript is spliced from 3 exons. NCBI's taxonomy places the organism in Eukaryota, Metazoa, Chordata, Actinopteri, Salmoniformes, Salmonidae.